This is a messenger RNA of Lampris incognitus (smalleye Pacific opah), 1464 nucleotides long. Its product is annotated as muscarinic acetylcholine receptor M2-like. The record is from RefSeq and is a predicted model, not a curated record. Lineage: Eukaryota; Metazoa; Chordata; Actinopteri; Lampriformes; Lampridae. Bases 1 to 1464 code for a protein of 487 amino acids. Gene Ontology annotation, biological process: adenylate cyclase-inhibiting G protein-coupled acetylcholine receptor signaling pathway; regulation of smooth muscle contraction; G protein-coupled receptor signaling pathway, coupled to cyclic nucleotide second messenger. Gene Ontology annotation, molecular function: G protein-coupled acetylcholine receptor activity; G protein-coupled serotonin receptor activity. The transcript has 3 exons. Gene Ontology annotation, cellular component: plasma membrane; dendrite; synapse.
AUGGAGAUCCUCAACUUUUCCCAUGCCAUCAACCUCAGCAGUACCAACAGAGUCAUGGCCAGCCUUCUCCCUGGAAGUCCCUACACUGCUGUGGAGAUGAUCCUCAUCAUCCUCGUAGCCAGUUCUCUGAGUCUGGUCACCAUCACUGGCAACAUUCUGGUCAUGCUCUCCAUAAAGGUCAACAGAAACCUGCAGACCGUCAACAACUACUUCCUCUUCAGCCUAGCAUGUGCAGACCUCAUCAUCGGCUUGUGUUCCAUGAACCUAUACACGGUCUAUAUUGUGAUUGGUCACUGGCCCUUGGGAGCAGUUGUGUGUGACCUGUGGUUGGCUGUUGAUUAUGUUGUUAGCAAUGCUUCAGUCAUGAACCUCCUCAUCAUCAGCUUUGACCGUUAUUUCUGUGUCACAAAGCCACUCAGCUACCCUGUACGUCGUAGCACCAAAAUGGCAGGUUUGAUGAUUGCUGCAGCCUGGGUCCUGUCUUUCAUCUUGUGGGCACCAGCCAUUUUAUUCUGGCAGUUCAUUGUUGGCGGGAGAACUGUGCCACUAGACGAGUGCUACAUCCAGUUCUUCUCCAAUGCUGCAGUGACGUUUGGCACAGCCAUAGCUGCGUUUUACCUGCCAGUAGCCAUCAUGAUCGCCCUCUACUGGCGCAUCUCCAAGGCAAGCCGCAGCCGAGUGAAACGGGACAGUAGGAAGACUUCGGGGACCAGUUUGGGGGAAGGCCCAUCACAGAGUCAGGAGGAUGGAUGUCGGAGUCAGCCCAACGACUGCACCAUGAGCACAGAAGAGGACAGGGAAGUUGUACAUGGAGAGAAGGGAAUGGUGCAGCAGCAGAAUGGGAGCGGCCCCUGCAAGGAGGACAGAACACAAACGAAGGGCUCAACCAAUGACAGCGAGACUGUCAGCAUCCCCAUUUCAUCAUUAAACGACGAUGAGGAGGUUGAAUCAGCUCCCGCCACCCUAUUGCAGGAGAGAUUAAAUGUUGAGAAAGAGACAAACCAGACACAGUGUUGUUCGCAGACAGGGGCCAAAGGCCGCGGAUCCAAGCUUCCGCAUAUCCGACGUAACGCCCAGACUGGCCAAAACACCAACACCUGCCCAGAGACCUCAGCCACAGAGAGACAGAGCCUGGUGACAAAGACAUUGUUUAAGGUCACCAAACGGAUUUCUGCACAGACGACGAGGAAGAGUGCCUCUUCCAGGGAGAAAAAGGUGACUCGCACCAUCAUGGCCAUCCUGGUGGCGUUUGUCGUGACCUGGACACCUUACAAUGUGAUGGUCCUCAUCAACACCUUCUGCUCUGCGUGUAUCCCCAACUCUCUUUGGACUAUUGGUUACUGGCUGUGCUACAUCAACAGCACCAUCAACCCAGCUUGCUACGCCCUCUGCAACACCACCUUCAAAAACACCUUCAAGCACCUGCUCCUCUGCCAAUACAAGAACAUACGCUCUGCAAGAUGA